AAAAAUCUGACGAAAAUACAAAUAAAAUUUCUGAGAAGUUAUCAUCAACACAUAGAAGAAAGAUUGAUAAUCUAUAUUGUGUGUAAAUUUCUCCAUUCUGAAUUUCUCCAUAUUCUGUUGGGACACGAAUUACGAAUACAUGGCUACGCUUCAGGAUCAGAAUAUCAGUAUACAUUUCGAUGGGGCUUCUUUGUUUGGAAAGAAUGAUACUUCCAAGGCCAUUAAGAAAGGAGGAGGGCUUGGUGGAAGAAAAGCACUUAAUGACAUCUCAAACUCAGCAAAGCCUUCUUCUCUGCAGGCAUCAAAGAAAAAUUACUCGACGAGUGUAAUUUCCAUUGGGAAAGAUCUUAAUGCUACGAAAAACAAAUUUAGUGCUGGGACAAAAGAUAACUUUGCUAAAGUACCUGAAAAGGGUGGCAGGAAAGCGCUGACUGAUCUUACAAAUUCAAGCAAGCCAUCAGCACAGCAGGGGUCCAAGAAGGGGCUUGAUAAGAAAUUGAAUGCUGCUGCAGCAGUAAAGAUUCCAACUUCUAUAGCUGAUGAACAAUUUCUGCAUGAUCAUGAGAAGUGCAUCAAAGCACAGAGGAAGGUGAUGGACAUGGAUUUUUUUCUGAAGGAAGUUGGACUAGACAAUGAUAUCCCUGUGCAGAUAGCAUCUCCACCUGUGCCUAAACACUCAAUGAAAUCAAUGUCUUCCAUGUACCAGCUAGAGACCCCUGUGAAGAAGCACUUUGAGGUGGAAGAGGUGCCAGGACUGCUGAUUGAUCAGGUUCCUCAAUGUGAUAAAAGGGGAACCUGUACAGACUCUUCGCCUUCUCUGGGAUCUCCUUUAUCACCAAAGCUAUCAUAUAUGAGCUGGAAAGAUGUCAGCACUCCAUGUUUUGCCUUAACUGAAUCGCCCAACCGAUCAAAUCAUUGAUGCGUCUUCUUAGAUGCUUGAUCACAAGCACCCUUAUUCAUUUUGGUUGGUCAUCAGUCUAUUGGCUAAUUGACUGUUGAACUUGUUUAGUUCCUUCUGGUUUUGCAGCAAGAAGGCAGAGAGAGUAGCUCCUUCUUCUCUCAUGAUUUACAUUUUCGUCAUAUGUUAACUGAUGUUUUGGAUUCUGUUCCUCCUAUUGUAAAAUUUAAUUUCCUGAUUCAGACGAUUAUGAAUUUGCUGGAGUUAGUUGUACCUUCUCGUGGAA
Molecule: messenger RNA, 1184 nt
Organism: Capsicum annuum
Lineage: Eukaryota; Viridiplantae; Streptophyta; Magnoliopsida; Solanales; Solanaceae
Exons: 5
Coding region: 140-919 (259 amino acids)
Biological process (GO): regulation of mitotic cell cycle
Source: RefSeq, a predicted model, not a curated record